CGUCUGCCUUGACGCAGCCGCAGAAGAUGUUCCUGGUGAAGGUGUUUGUGGUUCCUUGUUAUGUUAUCUUUCUUGUCAAACUUGUCGGUGAUCAAACACCGCUCCUGUUUACUCAUGGUAAACUUAACGGACAGGAAGACGUGCCUGAAACACAGUCGUCGUGUCACCCAUCGCCUUCCUUGUGAGGACUCCCUCAGCACCCAUGGGAGUUGGAGGAGUCGCUCUUUAAUCCGGGACCUUUAACAGCAACUGUAUUGUUUGGCUGAGAUAGAUGCCGCCGGGCGUAUUAGCAGCAGUCAAGCGGAUCACGUCGCUUUUGUGUGUGUACACAGCCCGCAGGUAUGAACCAUGAGUCCAAUAAAUCACCAUCAUUAGGAAUGAUCUCCACAGCAACUCGCACCACGGCUACUGUCAGUCCCCUCAGCCCACUAACCAAUGGGAACGCAGUUGCCCAGUCUGCAAACUCCGGAUUCGCUGCUGCCCUACGCAAACUGGCCAAACAGGCAGAGGAUCCUAGAGGUUCUGCCGUCAGCGGUGAGUCGUCUCCAGUCUCUUCCCCGGCCACCAGCCACAGCUCGCCGGUCACCACACCUAAGCGGAGCUCUUUAGGGCCCCUCCUGGGCCAGACCAGGGGCCACGGUGUCCCCAACACCCCUCCGGUAGUCACCAUUGCCCCCACCAAGACCAGCAGCGGCCUGUGGAGGGCCGACGGACGACAGGUAGAGCCGAGUGUUCAGGGACUUGGCAGGGAGCGGGUCAGUGUUGAGAACACCCAGCAACAACAGGAUAAGAGGACACCAUCUGCCCCAUCACCUCACUCCCUGGCUCACCCCUUUGGCCUCACCCCUAGCUCCGUCAUGCAAGACCCCAGAUUACAGAGCCUUAGUAUGCCCGGGCAGAUGCACCCCGUGGUUCCUUCGGGUGCCGUCCCAGAGGAGUACCUGAGAGCACUUCGGCCCUUCGCCACCUCAGAUGACCUCCGGCUGACCUCUUUACCCCUGAGUCUUGAUCCUGCUGCUGCUGCUGCCCACGCUGCAGCUGCUGCUGCUGCUUACUAUCAUCCUGCCUACUUGCACCACCCGCUGUCCUUACCAAGGAUGGAGGAGUCUCUGUGUCUUUCUGCGCUGCGCUCGCAGUUCUACUCUGUUCCUGCAGGGGGCGCCUUCCCUCCUCUCCACCCCUCUGCCCUCCACUUGCACCUGCCUGGAGGCCGCUACCCCGGUGAACUAAAUCACACAGCACUGGCUGAGAGGCUACAGAUGGAGAAUGAGCUCCGCCAGCGUGAGAGACAGCAAGAGCGUGAACGAGAGAAAGAAAGGGAGCGUGAGGCAGGGCUGGAACGAGAGCGGGAGCGCGAGAGGGAGCGAGAGAGGGAGGAGGAAAGGGGGAGAGAGCGGGAGAGAGAGCUGGACAGACAGAAGGAGAGGCAGAGGGAGAGACAACAGCAGAUGGUCAGAGCGGCGGAGGGCCACUACCUGGCUGAGCUGCAGGCUCGGAGGGCACCACCAGAGGACAGGGCCAGGCCAGGGGAGAGGCUGACCCCGAACAGACUGGAUAAAACCAAGGACUCAGAGCACCCAGGUUUCCCAGCACCCAAACCUCUGUCUCUGCAGCCUGGCCUUAACUCCUCCAGGGGCUCUAUCCCACACCCAGUACCCAGCCUGGUGCCUUCUCACCUGGGGAAGCAUCAUGCUGGGGGGAUCCAUGGAGCUGUGGCAGCUGCCAUGAUGACUCAGAGGGCAAGCGAGGUGGCGUGGUUAGCACGGCAGCGAGGGCAAGGUCAGGAGAGGGAGGGUCCGCUGGAGAUGGGCCUCAGGUCACCUGGGAAAGUGGCAGAGCCAAGGAGAGACAGCUACAGAACCAGUUCAGUCAGUCACAACCCAGGCAACAAGGAUGUACCUCCAUGCCUCGGUGCUCCACCUCCCCUCAUCUCCCCUAAAGGUCCCCAUCACCCCCCUGUGCCUCUGACUACACUGUGGAACCCAGCCUCCCUUGUUGACACUCCUGCAGACUCCCGCAGAAAACUCAACCCUCCCACACCGCCAAGUCGGCCACCUCCUGGCCUUACCAGAGCUGACAAACCACCCCUAAGCUGGGGGGAGAGGCUGGAGGAAGGGGCCACGGGGAGGGUAGACGGCACAGAGAGGUAUCCCUCACUGAGAGGAACUAGUUUACAAGAGUUAAGCUCCUGGAACAAAGCAGAGCAGGACAGAACCAUCCAAAGUCUCUAUCAUCGGCAUCACAUCAACAACCUCCACCAGAGACCCUGCAUGCCUCCUGAUCUCGGGGGGCAGUGCCAAGCGGCCUUUCUGUCUCCGGCAAGGGAGCAUCACAGUCUGACUGUGACGCCUGACAGCAUGCUGGUGUAUGACGAGGUUCUCCAGCAGCACCGCCGGCUACUCAGCAAACUGGACCUGGAGGAGAAGAGGAGGAGGGAGGCCCGAGAGGGAGGUUAUUACUAUGACCUGGAUGAGUCAUAUGAUGAGAGUGACGAGGAGGAGGUGAAAGCCCAUCUGAGAAGAGUGACAGAACAGCCUCCACUCAAACUGGACACAUCCUCUGAGAAAGUGGAUUUUCUGCGUGUGUGUGGUCUGACCACGCUGGCCCAUCGCGAUGAGCUUCUGGCGCGGAAGAGGAGGAAGAGGAGGAGGAUGAUGAGAGAGCGCAGCGUCUCUCCACCAGCCGUGCAGGGCAAGAGAAAGGCCUCUUCACCUUCAGCUCCUACAGCUCCCUUAACUACCCCGUACUCUGCCGAGCAGAUGGACAGCACCCCUGAACUGGAGGAGAAAAAAGACUUCCUCCUUAUGUUCAACCUCUCCCAUGUCAGCCCACAGCAGCGGAGAGAUAAGGAGAGGACAGAGGAGCUGCUGAGGGCCAUUCAGAAGAAAACUGUGACGUUAGACACACUCAGAUAUAAUCCUUUACCUCCAUGUAGCAGUCCUCCUGCUCCCUCAAAUGGUGACCCCUCAUCAGCCCCUCUGUCGUGUCAACCGAACGGGCAUCUGUACCCAGACUCUCCCAGCCCCUCCCCUCCCUACCUACACAAAUCUAAGCAUCUCCUCCAUAAGGACACGUUCAAACCCUCCAUGGACGCUCACGUGGCCCGCAUCCCUCCACCCUUGGCCCUUCAUCGUGAAAAGGCUGAAUUGGUGGAGGCUCAGCCAAGCAGGAAGCACCAGGGCCUCCAGAAUGGCAUUGUUGCUUCUGCCCAGAAAAAGGAGCCCAGUCCUGUGCAGAAUGGACAGAAUCGGCCUUUGGAGAGGUUCACACCUGAGACCUUUGCUCAGCACUUCCACCAGGCUGUGCUGCAGUCCACACACAACACGCUGCAGAAUAAAGGGGUGUCAAAUUACAUCCCUGAUGCCGGCAUGAAGAGCGACCGCUUGUUGCCUCAUAGCAUCUCUCAUCUGAAAAGUUCGAAGCCUAAUCAUGCCUCUCAGCACGCACACAUCAAUGGCCAUCACUUCCAUUUGCCUGCAGCCAGCAUGGACACAGCAGGACCACGGGAAGACCUGUCAGAUGAGGACGAGGAAGAGUCUGGUCAGGAGGAGGAAGAUGAGGAGGAGGAGAUGGAGGAAGCUCCAAAGAAGUGGCAGGGGAUUGAAGCUAUUUUUGAGGCCUACCAGGAGUAUGUGGAUGAAUGGAGUAUAGAGAGACAGGUUCUUCAUGGUCAGUGUAAAAGACUUGAAGCACAGAACUACAACCUGACCAGAACUGCGGAGCAGCUCUCUCUCACUAUGGGAGAGCUGGUGAGUCAGAGGCAGAAAGUGAGAGAGGAGAGGGAGAGACUUCAGGCACAGCUCGAGCACUUCAGGAGAUGUUUGACACUACCCAGCAUUCACUGGGGCAGGGGGCAAGUCAAUGGGCACACGCCGAGGUGACCUCUCAGGUGCACCCCAGACAGCAAAGGAACAGUAACGAGAACAAGAUGGACUGGAGCCAGACCACUCUCUGCACUUGAAGCACUUGAAGAAGCCAGUCCUCGUCUUGUCACCCUUCUGGCCAGUCAGUUCUUUGACUGCUUCCAGAUUCAACUGAUUACCUGCCACAGUAAACAAUGGUGACCAUAUAGUCUGGGCAUUCACACACACUCUCUCUCUCUCAUUCUGCCCAUAGAUUGUAACAACACCGUGUAGGUGAGGCAGCAUCUUCAUCAGGGUGACACUAACCAUGCCCACUAGUCCCUGAGACGGCUUUAAGGACUUUCCACCAUUUAGCUCAUAUCAGAGCAUUUUUACAUAAACUGUAUUGAUCCAUGCUAAUGAGAUGUAUCACUCGACACAAAUAUGUAGCCUCUCUGGACAGCAAUGAGAAGAGACUUCAUGUGUGCAGUGGUCACUUGUUUAAUACUCAGAGAAUGAAAAUUGAGUCAAGGAAUCAAAGCACACCUCAGGCCUUAAACUUGAUUGGAUGCACUUGAAAUGGAAUUGGAGGAAAUACUUUACUGUCCUCUGUGUUGUAUAACGUAGUGUCUACUGAGCACCGUAUCUGAUGGAUGACGUAGUUUGUGUGCUGGUGGAGGUUCUGCAGAGAAUAGGAAACAUUUAAAGAUAUUAUCUAUAUAUUGGCAAAUGGUAUCAACAACGUUUUUUGAGGUUUAGUACAUUUUCCAUUGGUUAAGUCACUCACGAAGAAAUUUGGUUGUAUUGUUUUAACCAUUUCUUGUGGGAAGCCAUAUGUUUUAUUUGAAUUGCUGCUGGUCAGAAUAAAAAUGUUUAGAAAAUGAAGGAUGUUAGGACAGUUGUAUUUGAAAAAUGUUAUGUGAUGUCAAAAAUGUUCGAGGGCUUGACCAGGAGGGACAUGGAUGACACUGUGGCAAAUAUCAGUCUUUGUCUCACAGCAGCGUCAAGUUGUCGUGACUGCAGAUAAGGUGGUUUAUUGCGGUGUCUGUGUCCUAAGUUCCUCUACAUGCCUAUAAAUAUUGACAAAACCUGAAGAGAAUAACAGCUGUGAUUUUUAAAGGCCUUUUUCAUCAUUCUGCAUGUUUUUUUAAGAUGAUUUGCAUCACUUGAGUGAAAUGACAAUAUUUUUAGGCAUACUGGUCCGAUCUUACAAAUAUUUUCCCCUAUUUGAAGGUGAUUUAUUGUGGCAUCAUUGUGAAAAACCAAGUUUAACUGAUUUUAAUGAGGAAAUGAAAAGCCAAAUUUUUCUUCAGUUCCAUUUCAGCGCUGUGUCAAAAUUACUAAAUGGCAUCUUUUCUCUUGUCUAUGGGUGACAUACACAUAGGGAUGACACAAUCCCUCUGUGGAUAACAAUAAACUACUCCGUCUCUGGUCUUUUGAUGAGAUUUAAUUUUGUUCAAGUCAGAUAAAACAACAGCUUAAAUUCAUAAUUCCUGCCUCUUUCUUUCCCUCUUAAUGUUAAAAUCCCAGGAGCCCUUUCCUUCAAGCACAAGCUACAGUAGCAAUGUCUGAAAAUCACCUCCUGCAUCAUCUGUUCUGUCUCCUCCUGCAUAUUUGUUUCAAUCAGUUGUUAGGUAAUGUAUUAUUUGGGAUGUAUAAUUGUGAUGAAUUAUUUAUUAACAUAUAUUGCUGUAAAUUCUGAUGGAAAUUUACAUUAAAAUGUUUGUAAAAUGU
Scatophagus argus is the source of this 5576-nucleotide messenger RNA. RefSeq names its product genetic suppressor element 1-like. The coding region runs from base 342 to 3881 and encodes 1179 amino acids. NCBI's taxonomy places the organism in Eukaryota, Metazoa, Chordata, Actinopteri, Scatophagidae. The transcript has 16 exons. The record is from RefSeq and is a predicted model, not a curated record.